AUUUGUACUUUCUAGCAGAACCCUGAUUUAUCAAUGGACUUUUGCCUACCUUUUUAACAGACCUUUUGUAGUUCAUUGCAGCAGGCACUGGGAGCAAAUGAGAAUGUAUUUCCUGUUUCAAAUUCCAAUCAGUAAAAAAAAUAACCUAGAAAAAAUCAUAGGUUUUUGCUUGUUAUAUUUUAUGUUUGUAUUUCACUCUAUGCUUAAACCCAGCAUAAUAUCAUUCAUUGCUAAUGCUUGCUAAACACUUUAGAUAACAUGAUUAGAGAACUAGAGAUAAGAUAAAUAUGUUCUAUUCUUUUUGGAGUGGUAAUCUGCUACUGUGUAGAAAAGGGUUUUACUUCUUUGGGGGCGUUGCGGAUGGCAGAGAUGAGCUCCUAGCAGAGGUGUGGUCCCUUACAUCACAGCAGUUGUUGUUUAUGCAAUAGUCCCAUUUGGUUUCCAGAUCUGUGGGCUGUGCCAUGACAAGUUUGCCAGUUUGAUCUGAUUCUCAUAUCUGCAUUAAGUUCACUAACGUGCACGAGGCCUAACACAGCAACUCAAACAUCCUUACUAAAUGUUCCAACUCUUUAACCCCAAACGAGAAGAAAUGAGCAGCAAAGUGUAGAACAGAUCUACUUGAUACACUAUUUAAUUUGAAAACAUAAUGUCUGCUCUUUGGAUGUAUCAGCUUUAAGAUACCUCUUGGGACAAUGUCGUAAAUCAUGAAUGUCAACAUAAAUUAAAAUUGUAUCAAUUAUCUAUUUGUUUGUAUGUUUUAGAAAAUAGGCACUGAUACAAGACAUUUUGGAGAGAGAAGAUUUAAGAAUGACUGAUGCCACCAGUAUAGUACUUGAUUCAAAUAUUACAGAAUCGGAAUCACGGAAACACCAAGGGAUGACAGUAAAAUAAAGAAACAAGAUGGUCCAGCACUUUGUGAUCUUCGCCUUUGUAAGGAUGGGCCAAUAAGAAAUGGACACAUUGGGCAGAGGCCACCACCAAUCAACCCCGAAAGACUGAAAGAUUUCGUUGAGGAGGAUUACCUCAAUGGGGACGUGAAGACGUGGGAAAUGAAGAUAGUCAGCCGUAAUGAGGAGUUACUUGGGGAUGCCCUUUCCCUCCUCCCUCAGUCAAGCAGCAGGACCAGCCUGUCCAGCCACAACAAACUGAUUCGAUUUGAAGACAUUAGUGCAGCAGCUUUCAAAAUCCAAUCCGGUGUUCAGAAAACCCCUUGCAUGUACUCCAGGCUAUCCAAGCUGUAUGGAGUUGACCUCUACCUAAAGAAAGAGUUCCUCCAGUACACGGGAUCUGUGAAGGAGAGAGGUGUGCUUUAUCUUCUGACAUCACUGCCUCAGGAUCAGCAAAGGAAGGGAGUGAUUGUGGCUUCAGAUGGGAACUUUUCCAUGGCUGUUGCUUACCAUGCCUCAGAGCUUCGUAUCCCAGUUUUUGUCAUCAUGUCAACCAGCACUUCCCCUGCCAGAGUGAAAAUGUGCCGUGAGUACGGUGCCAUGGUUAUAUCCUAUGGCACUACAGCUAAGGACUCCCAGAUGCAUGCAAGAAGGCUGGCACAGGAAAAUGGUUAUCUCUACCUGGAAGAGGAGGACAGUGCUGUGUACCUGUCGGGCCUUGGCACCAUGGGGCUAGAGAUGUACGAGCAGGUGCCCAAGCUGGACGCAGUGAUUUUGCCUGCAGGAGGCCACUGUGGCUUGCUGGCAGGCUCAGCUGCUGCACUAAAACACCUCAACCCACGUAUUUCUGUCAUUGGGGUUGAAUCUGAAAGCUUUCCUGUAUUGCAGCAGUCCCUGAAGGCUGGCCACCCAGCUGAAGACCAGGCUUGCAACAACCAUCACUUUUAUGGAGAUGUGAGUGGACUUUGCUUUGGCAGCAACUCUUUGCAGCUGACUGGGAAACUUGUGGAUAAGGUUGUUGCUGUGAGCGAGGAGGAUGUCCUCAUUUCAAUGCUGAGAUUGCUGGAGUACGAGCGAGCCACAGUUGAUGCAGAAGGGGCCAUUGGGCUUGCAGCACUGGUCGCUGGGAAGCUGCCUGAGUUGAAGGGUAAAAGAGUGGCAAUUGCUAUUUGCAGUGGAAAUGUGGAUUUACAUUUGCUGCAGCAAUGCAUUGCUCGUGCCCUGACCCUUGAGAGCAGAGUGUGCAGAUUUUCCCUGGUGAUUUCUGACUGCCCAGCAGAUGUUUCAAAGCUACUGGAAGUUUUGGCUCGGGAAGAAGCAAGAGUUUUGGAUAUCAGACAAGAACGCACAUUUGUGACAUCGGAGCUCUUCAGUGUUGAGGUCACCUGCACCGUGGAGACCAGAGACAAGAUCCACACAGCCCAGCUGCGGAACGCGCUGCUGGAACGCUACCCCACAGCCGCGUGGACAGAGCGAUGACGAGCAGAGCACAGAUGGGGCUGAGGCCCCAGGACAAGUAUUUUGUGGAGCACUAAUCUUGAGGCAUUCAGAACAGAUAGUACCUUUCGGGGCUGAACACUUAGCAAAUAGCUUCAGGAUAUUUAUUUCCUGCUCAAAAUGUAGCACGUGUCCUUGGAAAUGAAGUUUAACUUGGAACUUUAGCUUAGCUAAAGGCCAUUUAAUAGUUUCUGCUAGUGUUGGAAUUCUCAGCUGGCUCACUGUUUUUUUAAUAGAACCUAGAAUCCUAUGGCAUCCAGUGAAUAAACAGGAGAAAGCAUUUUUCUUGAUAUUUGAAUGUAGACCAUUGGGUUUUUGGAUACUGAUGCCACUAUUAAAGCAAUGUAGCUCCUUCUGCUGGGUUCUCCUAUAUCACUAGUACCAUCUUUUCUAUUUCCAAGCCAGAAGCUGAAUCUGCUUCAGGGAGGACAUAAGUGUGUGGGAGUGUGAAUGUAUUUAAGUUUGCAUAAGAGCUCUGCUAUCAUGGAAAAAUACUGUGCUAAUAAAGUGCAAUAUAAAGAAACUCUUGAAAGAUAAAAGCCAA
Lagopus muta (rock ptarmigan) is the source of this 2928-nucleotide messenger RNA. RefSeq names its product L-threonine ammonia-lyase-like. Gene Ontology annotation, biological process: L-serine catabolic process; L-threonine catabolic process. Lineage: Eukaryota; Metazoa; Chordata; Aves; Galliformes; Phasianidae. Bases 1050 to 2366 code for a protein of 438 amino acids. The transcript has 11 exons. Gene Ontology annotation, molecular function: threonine deaminase activity; L-serine ammonia-lyase activity. The record is from RefSeq and is a predicted model, not a curated record.